Molecule: messenger RNA, 729 nt
Organism: Plasmodium gallinaceum
Lineage: Eukaryota; Apicomplexa; Aconoidasida; Haemosporida; Plasmodiidae
Product: conserved Plasmodium protein, unknown function
Exons: 2
Coding region: 1-729 (242 amino acids)
Source: RefSeq, a predicted model, not a curated record
AUGGAUUUUGAUUUUACUUUAAAAAAUUGCUGUGAAAAAAAUCAAAAUAUAACAUUCAUAAGUAUAUCUGUAUGUGUAAUUAUAAAUAUAAUAUUUUGGAGAUGUAAAAUCUUAGAGCCAUUCAAAUUAUUAACUGUUUUUUUACAUGAAUUUUCUCAUGCUUCUGCUUGCUGGAUAACUGGAGGAAAAGUUAAAGGAAUAGAGGUUAAUAAAAAUCAUGGUGGAUGUACAAACACAAUUGGGGGAAAUCAAUUUUUAAUUUUGCCGGCAGGAUAUAUCGGGUCAUGCUUUUAUGGGAUGUUUUUUAUUUUGAUGGCUUAUUUAAAUAAAUGGACAUUAAUAAUAUCAGCUGGAUUUUUAUGUUUUUUAUUGUUAAUAGUAUUAAUAUUUUAUGCAAAAAAUGUAUUUUUAAGAAUUCUUUGUGUACUUUUUCUUACAGUUACUAUAUCCAUUUGGGUUUUAUGUGUGUAUUUUAAAGAAUUGGAUUAUUGGCCAUUAAAAAUUAUUAUGACUUUUAUUGGUGUAUUAAAUGAAAUGUAUAGCAUGACUGAUAUUUUUGAAGAUUUAAUUACAAGAACAUCGUAUGAAUCUGAUGCUUAUAAAUAUGCUGAAUUAACUAAAUGCAAUUCAAAAUUAUGUGGAGUUCUUUGGUUUUUAAUUAAUUUAUUAUUUAUUCUUUUAACUAUUUAUUUAAUUGGUGCUAUUCGUGUUAAAUAUUUUGGUAAAUAA